AAGAUGCAUCAGCCUUGCAGGCACCUCGGCGUGAGCGCGCUGCCUGCUGGGGAUCGAAGCGCUUCGCAUCCAUCCUCUCUUCUCUCCUCAUCCUCUCCCUUUUAACGUCCAUCGCAUCGUUUUCAUCCAUUCCGUUUCGGUUCCAUUCGUUUCAGAUCUCAAAUGGCGGAUCCGCUUUCUAUCACCGCCAGCGUUCUCGCGGUUGUAGGCGCAGCUGGCAAGGUUCUGGCAGGCCUGCAUUACAUCGCGGAACAACGAGAAGGCCCCCAGAUUUUCAAGGACCUCUACUCUCGAGUCCGCAAUAUUGAGAGGAUUCUCACCACCAUUCAAGAGCCCCUCAGAACCCUCCAGGACGAACCGGCCACCAGAACUGCCCUUGUUGGUUUGCAGCACAACAUAGACCAGGUCGAGGGCGCCCUGAAAGACAUAGAUACCUUGAUCUCUGAAGUCCGGAGUGGCGAUGGAACGGGUGAGCCAAGCAUAUCUACCUGGAAAUGGAUGAUGAAGCAAAGCAAGUUCAAGACGAAAGAGAAGGCUCUCCUAGACGCGGAAAGGAAUCUCCAAACCUCCUUGUCGUCAGCUAUCUUCUCGCAGAUGAUCUGUGAGACACCCACGCAGCUCAGCGUACAAAACGUCCGAUCUCCUGCCUGGACGGUACCCUAUCGAAAAGACCCCGAUUUCGUCGAUCGCCCCCAUAUCCUAUCAAGUGUAGAACAUCUCCUUCUCGAGCCAGCUUCGAGGGCAGCUUUGGUCGGCCUCGGAGGCGCUGGAAAAUCACAAUUGGCUAUUGCAUACGCAUACCGUGUAAGAGAGAGAUCACCACACACUUCCGUAUUCUGGGUUUAUGCCGGAAAUGCGGAGAGAUUCGAGGGCGACUAUCGGGAGAUCGCCGAAAAGCUGAAUAUCAGUGGGCGCCACCGACCAGGUGCAGAUAUCAAGAAACUCGUAUUCGAUGCAUUGGGCAACGAAACCUGUGGCGAGUGGCUUAUGAUCGUUGACAAUGCGGAUGACCCUACACUCUUCAAGAAAACAAACUCCGUGUCCGAGUCUCUAGCCGACUCCAUCCCUCAGAGUAGGAGUGGACGCGUGUUGGUUACAUCUCGGAACAAAUCAGCCGCAACCUCAAUCGUGGGAAGACACCAAGAUAUCAUCAAAGUUGAAGAGAUGAGUCAAGAUGAGGCGAUGUCCUUCUUGAGGACAAAGCUAGCCAUAACAUUUAACGAUGCUGACGCUUACGAGCUUCUGGAAGCCCUUGGCAAUAUGCCGCUAGCACUCUCCCACGCCGCAGGCUACAUCAACGAACACACCCCUCACGUGACUAUUCUGGAAUAUACACGGAUAUUCAAGGGAAGCAACAGUGACAAUUUAGGUCUGCUCGAAGGCGAGCGUAAUGACGAUCGAAGGGACAGACAUUCGUCUAACGCAAUUGCCACAACAUUACAAAUCUCUUUCCGUCACGUUGAGAAGGCGUCUCCAUUGGCUGCAGAUAUAAUGCGUUUGAUGUGUUACUUCGAUCGUCAAUACAUACCCACCGAACUGAUCCUCAAUCCAUUCAUAUCUUCCAAAGAUAUUUAUAACGUUGAUGGCGCCGCUGACCAGGCACCGGACGACGACACUGAAAGCUCUUCACAGUUCAGCCCGAGCGAAAUUUCAAAAUCCAGGCGUACUCUACAUCAAAGAUGGCAAAGCCUUAGUACCAAGAUCAAAAAACGACGCCAAAAGCCUCCCAUUGCGGUUGCCGGACCGCGUGCUGCGGAUACACCAAGCCAAAUGUCAGGCUCUAUUCCCCGACGGAUCUUCCAGAACACCGAAGUGUACGAUGGGCUCUCGAGUUUGGCCAGCUAUUCUCUCAUUUCUCCCACUCCGGACGGACUAGCCUACAGCAUGCACCGCCUCGCCCAACUAGCAGGAAGGAAAUGGUCAAUGUCUCUUUCGGCAAAUACGCUCUGGCCUCUGAAGACCGGUAUCUCUAUCUUCGAAUCGUUUUCACGCGCUUGGUUCAAAAAUGAUUACCCAAAGAUGCGAUCCGUUCUUCCUCAUACCCAAGCGCUUUUGCGAGAUAGCACUGCAGUGCUAGGUCACGCCCCAGUCCAUGGCGCGGUUUCCAAUCGACAAUAUUGGACGGUUCGUGCCGAAGUUCUACAAAUUCUUGCAGAGUAUCACCGUGAUUGCCAUCAAAUCAGAAUUGCGCAGUCCGAAAUCCGUGAAUCCAUUGAAAUAUACAAUGCCAUAUACGGUCCCCACCACCCAAACGCUCUCCACCACCCAAACGCUCUCCGGGCUCAGCUUACCCUGGGAACCAUUACUGAAGAACAUUCCGAUGCCGCAAUGAAAAUCUACCAUGAGAUUAUAGAAACACUCCAUAGAUACAAAAUUGAUGACAAAAGGCUGGAAUCCUACGUUUACAGCUCGGUGGGAGAUUUUUUUUGGAAUAAAAAAGAAUAUGAAGAAGCCAAGCAAAAUUAUCAGAAGGCGAACGACAUAGAAAAGGAGUCUGGUGCCCAAUCUUUCAUCAUUGAAUCUAAUAUUGUAUCCUGUGAUGAAGCGCUGGGUAACCUCGCCGAAGCGGAACGUCGUCUUAAAAACCUUCUCGCAGAGCUAGAAGUCGCCUUUCCUGGGCGGAUUUUUGACUUGUUAAAUAGCAAAGCCUCACUGGCGAGCAUUCUAGAAAGGCAAGGAAAAUAUGACCUCGCCGAGCAGCUGGGUCGCCCAACGCUUGAAAGUCUAGAAGUCAUUGUGGGGCAUGACCACCCCAAAACCUUGUUCUUAGAAUCCAGGCUUGGAAUCUGCCUCCUCAAGCUACGCCGGUACGAAGAAGCAUAUGCGUUUACUCAACGUUGUCUUUCAGCGAAGGAGGUCUUGUAUGGGACUGCUGCUGAAAAUACCUUGAACACAGUUCGGUGGCAAGGAAGGAUCUCGGAAGGGCUGCAGAAUCUCGCAGAUGCCGAACAACAGUAUUCUCGGGCAGCCGAGGGCUUCGAGAGCUUGUUCGGCGCAGAGCACGAAGACACUGUCUGGGCUCGCGAAGCCCUUGAACUCGUUCGGCUGAAAUCAAAGGCACAAGAAUCGUUGGCGGCAGAGAACUACACAGAAGCAGAGUCACUGUAUGUCCGCGUAGCUGAAGGCGAGGAGGUCCAGUGGGACGAGGAUGACCCUGUGACACUUGAGACUCUCAAAGACCUGGAAGCCAUACGAGAGAAGAUCAAGGACCAGGAAGGCCUAUCACGUCAGCCCGAAAGACUGGAAAUUGAAGCGUCUAUGCACGACACCGAAGCGACUCCUAAAACCGACUCCGACUGCGAUCAUCCUGGCCUGACUGCUGUCGAAACAAUGCAAACCCAGUCAAAUUUCUCAAAUGUGCCUCCGCAGAGCAUACCCGGCCCGCCUCGUGAACCUUCUCCUCCACCGCAAGGCUCCGCUAGUUCACCAACAUCUUCACCCGACACACCCCAACAUCCCUUCAACCUCAGUUCUCUUGGUCCGGCUCUUGAGGCGUAAAUAUCACGGCGGGCGGAUACUUUCCAGUAGCUAAAUCACUCAAUUGGGAGAACGGGAAGGUUAGAUUUUUUUUGAGAUUUGUUUAUAGUCACCUAUCCCGUGACCGAUUACGGCAAUACGAAUAACGACUGUCCCACCUUAUCGACAUCUUUACGGUUCUAAAUCGUCUUUUUUUUCACCGUUUUAUUCAG
Molecule: messenger RNA, 3689 nt
Organism: Mytilinidion resinicola
Lineage: Eukaryota; Fungi; Ascomycota; Dothideomycetes; Mytilinidiales; Mytilinidiaceae
Product: TPR-like protein
Exons: 3
Coding region: 163-3498 (1111 amino acids)
Molecular function (GO): protein binding
Source: RefSeq, a predicted model, not a curated record